Molecule: messenger RNA, 1216 nt
Organism: Myxocyprinus asiaticus (Chinese sucker)
Lineage: Eukaryota; Metazoa; Chordata; Actinopteri; Cypriniformes; Catostomidae
Product: pro-glucagon-like
Exons: 4
Coding region: 699-1076 (125 amino acids)
Biological process (GO): response to starvation
Cellular component (GO): extracellular region
Molecular function (GO): glucagon receptor binding; hormone activity
Source: RefSeq, a predicted model, not a curated record
AAUUAGAAAAAUUAAACCUGCGAUUUAAUAAUCUUAAAAUGAACAGCUAGUUCCACCUCUAAAAGAAUAAUAAAAAAUGAUGUUAUAAAAUAUAUAUUUAUAAAAUCCACCACAAAAAUCAAAUUUGUCAAAUGUCACAUGUAUAAAAUUAAAAUUAACAAAUUAAUUCAGAUUUAAACUUUAGUCAUAGUUCUGGCUCCCAAUGCAAACCUUAAAAAUAAUACAGUACAUAGUAUCACAAGAUUCUCGAUUUUGAAAGAGGAUGCCAAUUGAUCAAAAAAUGGCAAAAGAGAAAAAGCUUUCAUAGCACAAACAUCACUUCCUGGAAAUGUAACUGAACGUACCUCUUUCUGAAAUAUCAAGUUGCUCUGUAUUUUUUUAACAGGACAGCAUUCCGUUUUAUCUUUCCCCUUCAGUGACAGUUUUUUGCUGGUCUGACUAUUUCCCCAUCUCUCAUUCUAAACAGCUUUGCAGUGCAAAUAUAUCCGUGCAUUCACAUGGAAUCUUGAUUAAUGGAUUGAAAGUAAUAAGUGUGUGUGUGUGCGUGCACGUCGACCAUGCCACCUGGGCAUCCCCAUAUAAGACUCCAAACAUGAGGCAGGGACCAUGAAAUCGCACUGGGAGCCGGAAGGAGAAACCAGCGAGAUAACAUCAAGAUCUUUCUUCUCCGUGACAACCCAAUAUAAUCCAGGUACAGUAUGAUGAUGGAAAGGAUUUACUCUUUCAUUGGACUGUUACUCCUCAUCCUGAUCCACAGAAGCCUGCAGAUUCCCACUCAAGACACGGAAGAAAAUACCAGCCUUAUGUCUGAUGACGCAUUAUUUAAUGACCCAAGAGAAGUAACCAACAUGAAGAGACAUUCAGAAGGAACUUUCUCAAACGAUUACAGUAAAUACCUGGAGACCAGAAGAGCACAGGACUUUGUUCAGUGGUUAAUGAACUCCAAAAGAAGUGGAGUCCCUACACGACGGCAUGCAGACGGCACAUACACUAGUGAUGUCAGCUCAUACCUGCAGGACCAGGCGGCAAAAGAGUUUGUUUCCUGGCUAAAGACAGGGAGAGGAAGACGAGACUGAAGAUUCUCCAGACAGAGAUAAACUACCCUGAAUUCCUGCGAUAUUCCACCAUACAGUGUUUUUUUUUUUGUUUGUUUGUUUUUGUUGUAAGGACUAGUCCUGUAAGUUUCCUUGCAUCAUGCAAAUAAAACUCUUCAAAU